Molecule: messenger RNA, 2724 nt
Organism: Impatiens glandulifera
Lineage: Eukaryota; Viridiplantae; Streptophyta; Magnoliopsida; Ericales; Balsaminaceae
Product: conserved oligomeric Golgi complex subunit 7
Exons: 10
Coding region: 85-2559 (824 amino acids)
Biological process (GO): Golgi organization; intracellular protein transport; retrograde vesicle-mediated transport, Golgi to endoplasmic reticulum
Cellular component (GO): COG complex
Source: RefSeq, a predicted model, not a curated record
UUUAAACUAACUGAUUAAACAGCAAGAAGAAGAUGAAGUUGAGAUCUGAUUGAACUGCACUGUGAAAGAUUUUGAUCGAGCAAGAUGAUGGUGGAUCUGGCAUCGUUCUCGGACGAGAAAUUCGAUUCGAAGAAAUGGAUUAACGCCGCAUGCCAGCAAGGGCGCCAUCCUCAGGAUCCUGUGGAGAAGCACUUGGUGGAUCUCGAAAUGAAGCUCCAGAUAAUAUCAGAAGAGAUCGCCGCCUCUCUUGAGGAACAGAGCUCCGCCGCUCUCCUUCGAGUCCCUCGCGCCUCUCGCGACGUCAUCCGCCUACGUGAUGACGCUCUAUCUCUUCGCACUUCCGUCGCCUCUAUCCUUCUUAAGCUCAAGAAGGCAGAGGGAUCUUCUGCAGAAUCAAUUGCUACAUUGGCAAAAGUAGAUACAGUAAAGCGAAGGAUGGAAGCUGCUUUUGAAACUUUGCAGGAUGCAGCCGGAUUAACUCAACUGAGUGCAACUGUGGAGGAUGUUUUUGCUAGUGGCGAUCUUCCUCGAGCAGCAGAAACCUUGGCCAACAUGAGGCACUGCUUGUCUGCGGUUGGAGAGGUUGCCGAAUUUGCAAACAUAAGGAAACAACUUGAAGUAUUGGAGGAUCGAUUAGACACAAUGGUUCAGCCACGCUUGACUGAUGCUUUAACUAACGGCAAGGUUAAUAUUGCUCAAGACAUGCGGAGCAUUCUUAUUCAGAUUGGAAGGUUCAAGUCAUUGGAGCAGCACUAUGCUAAAGUCCACCUAAAGCCUAUAAAGCAGGUCUGGGAAGAUUUUGAGUCACGUAGAGUUAGUAAAACUGGAAAUGGGAAAACUGAAGCUGAAAGGUUAGCUGGUCAUGAAGUAGCAUCAAGCUUGCCCAUGGUGCCAUUCUCUAGCUGGUUACCGAAUUUCUAUGACGAAUUCCUACUAUAUUUGGAACAAGAAUGGAAGUGGUGUAUGGCCGCUUUUCCUGAUGAUUAUAAAGUACUUGUUCCGAAGCUACUAAUUGAGACAAUGACAGGUAUAAGUACCAACUUCACGUCUCGUAUAAACCUAGCUACAGGAGGUGUGGUUUCUGAGACAAAAGCACUAGCCAAAGGCAUACUGGAUAUCCUUUCUGGAGACAUGCCUAAAGGGAUAAAACUUACGACUAAACAUCUAGAAGCACUCAUCGAGUUACACAACAUGACGGGAACAUUUUCAAUGAACAUCCAACAUCUGUUUUCAGAUUCCGAUCUUCAGAUUUUGCUGGAGACAUUUAAAGCCGUUUACCUCCCUUACGAAACAUUUAAGAAGAAGUAUGUACAGAUGGAGCGUGCAAUUCUGUCAGGUGAGAUUGCGGGAGUAGAUCUGAGAGGAGCAGUUGUGAGAGGCGUGGGAGGCCAGGGAGUUGAGCUUAGUGAAACAGUUAGAAGAAUGGAGGAAUCCAUUCCACAAGUGAUUCUUCUUCUUGAAGCAGCUGUGGAGAGGUGCAUCAGUUUUACUGGUGGUUCAGAAGUGGAUGAACUGAUUCUCGCCCUGGACGAUAUCAUGUUACAAUAUAUUUUAGCAUUACAAGAAACAUUGAAAUCACUGAGAGUAGUCUGUGGAGUGGAUGCUAUUGUUGGAAGUGAUGUGAAUUCAAAGAAAGAGACUGGGAUAGAAAGAAAGGAUGUUCCUCGUAAGGCCGAGUCAAGCUCAAACGAGGAGGAGUGGUCCAUUGUCCAAGGUGCUCUUCAGAUUCUCACAGUUGCGGAUUGCUUAACAAGCAGAUCUUCUGUUUUCGAAGCUUCUUUGAGAGCUACACUUGCUAGGGUUAGAACGAGCCUAUCCCUUUCAGUAUUUCGUUCAAGUGUAGACCAAUAUAACCCGACGACUGCUGGAAAGGCUGCACUGGAUGUUGCAGCAGUACGACUUCUUGAUGCACCUCAAAAGGCUAGAAAGCUCUUCAAUAUUCUUGAACAGUCAAAAGAUCCGCGGUUCCAUUCGCUUCCAGUGGCGUCACAAAGAGUGGUAGCAUUUGCAGAAACAGUGAAUGAACUUGUUUAUGAUGUUCUAAUAUCGAAAGUUCGUCAAAGGCUGAAGGACGUAUCUAGUAUGACAAUAUGGGGUUCGGUUGAAGAAGCGAGUGCUCGUCAUUUGCCGAGCUUUAGCGCGUACCCUCAGGGCUAUGUGACAAGUGUUGGUGAAUACUUGCUCACUUUGCCCCAACAGCUUGAACCACUUGCCGAGGGCAUAUCAAGUGAAAGUAUCACAGAUGAUGCACAAUUCUUUGCAACCGAGUGGAUGUUCAAGGUAGCUGAGGGUGCUACGGGUCUUUUCAUGGAGCAACUGCGGGGGAUUCAGUAUAUAUCAGACCGUGGAGCUCAGCAACUUUCGGCUGAUAUUGACUAUCUGAGCAAUGUGCUUUCUGCAUUAUCAAUGCCUAUACCUCCAGUGCUCUCUACUUUUCAAACAUGCUUAUCAACACCGAGAGAUCAGCUUAAGGAUUUUGUGAAAACCGACUCUGGCGAACAACUUGACCUUCCCACUGCUAAUCUUGUUUGCAAAAUGAGGCGCGUAAACCAGGACUAGUAAUUUUUGUGCUGUAUGGAGAUUAGCAGAGAUUUUACUUUCCUUUUUCUUUGGAAUGAUACUGAUCAACUUCUGCUGCUUAAACAGUAAACACUAUAGAUUUGUAACUAAUAUAUAUUUGUUAACAAUUGACAAUCUUUUGCAUAUGAAAAAGAGAUGUUUGAU